CAGGCUUGGUGCGCCCGAAUACGAGUCUUCGCCAACUCUGCAGGAGGCUUAGACCGCUUCGCCUCGGAUUCGAUGAACUUCCGACGCGUGCCUGCCCGAGAGCCUCAACCCCGCACUUUCUCUCGUUCUUGCAUUUGUUUCCUUUUCUUGUCUCAUCCACAAUGACACGGGGAGUGCGCGCAGCUUAGUACUUGGCCGGCUUGUCAAACAUGCCGGUGUGCCAUGCUGGCCAUCGAGUGUUCAGGUCUCUCCUGGCUGGGCUUUCUGGCUUGACUGUUGCCGCCUUCAUCCUUUUCAACAUGGACAUCAGCUCAAUCACUCUCUUCCAGGGAGCUUACUACACGCCAUCACCAAAAGACACAACAUCCUCAUCAUCCUCAGACCCUGAUACCAACGCGGACCGCACUCUAGGCAGCAAGCGCUGCCGGUAUCUCCCUGGGGCAAAUGACACCCUAGUGAUAAUACGAACAGGCGCAACCGCCCUGCGCACGCGGUUACCAGUGCAUUUCCAGACGACGCUGCAAUGCAUCCCGCACUACGUUAUUUUGUCCGACAUGGAAGAGGAAUUCCAGGGCCAUCGCAUCCACGACGUGCUCUCAGGAAUCAGUCCAGAAAUGCAAGCGUCCGCGCCGGAGUUUGCGUUCUAUCGCGAAGUGCACCGGAACCAGCAUCGGGUCUCAGAAUUCAUCGGCGAGAACACAAAUGCGGUAAAUGCCUCUGCGUUCCACAGGAAGGCGUGGGAUCUCGAUAAAUGGAAGUUUCUUCCAAGCGCCCAGAGGGCUUUCGAGGCCAGGCCUGAUGCAAAGUGGUUCGUAUUUAUUGAGGAUGACACGUUCCUUGUCUGGUCGAAUCUGCUUGGCUGGUUGGGACGCCUUGAUUGGAGGGAACCGUACUUCCUUGGACUACCCGUGACUAUGGAGGACCAGUUAUUCGCAUAUGGGGGUUCAGGAUGGGUUCUCUCUCGAGCGGCUAUACAGCGGAUAACAGAGCAUAUAGCUUUUGUGGCAGACCAUUAUGAGGAUUUUACGAAUCGAUCUGCGUAUGGGGACCUCGUUCUGGGGCAUGUUGCUGAACAGUCCGGCUUGUUACUAACGGGAGCGUGGCCUCUCAUCCAGCGGGAGAGACCUAGCACAAUGGAAUAUACCGAGGAUGUACUGUGCUAUCCCGUCGUCACCUUCCACCAUGUCGAAGCUAUUGAGGUGCAGGCAAUAUGGAAUCUCGAGCAGGAGAUGAUUGCAACUGCAACCAAACAUGAGGUACCAGCUCCACUACUGCAUUCCGAUGUUUUUAACCGCCUCAUAUACCCGCAUCUUGCUGCGAGGAUUGGUGACUGGGAUAACUUCUCUGACGGGGAGGAGAUGGUGCUCAAUGUUGAUGAGGGCUUUGAGGAAUGCAAGCGACAUUGCCAGGAAGAUCCAGAGUGCGUACAGCUCCGCGCGACAUCAAGGAAAUGUACUCUGGCUCAUGCAAUUACCCUUGGAUGGAUGUCGGAUGAGGAAAUGAACAGUACCUCAGGCUGGAUGAUGGACAGAAUCGCGGAGCUCAACGCAAAUGUUUCCUGUGGAGGUGGGAAGUGGGAUUUUGAUACAGUAAAUGGAUAGAAAGAUAUAGUACAU
Aspergillus calidoustus is the source of this 1616-nucleotide messenger RNA. The record is from the annotation of a GenBank genome assembly. Lineage: Eukaryota; Fungi; Ascomycota; Eurotiomycetes; Eurotiales; Aspergillaceae.